This is a messenger RNA of Scatophagus argus, 2514 nucleotides long. RefSeq names its product HPS4 biogenesis of lysosomal organelles complex 3 subunit 2 (gene hps4). The transcript has 12 exons. The coding region runs from base 81 to 1895 and encodes 604 amino acids. Gene Ontology annotation, biological process: vesicle-mediated transport. Lineage: Eukaryota; Metazoa; Chordata; Actinopteri; Scatophagidae. The record is from RefSeq and is a predicted model, not a curated record.
CCUGUCGGGUCGGAAGUACUUGGACUCAGGAUAACCGAUGAGUGAGGAACAUUUUGGCUGUUCGAGGGCUUCGUGUGGUGAUGGCUGAGCUCCUGCCUCCAGACUGCAGAAGGUGUACCUGCUUCUUCCUCUAUGAUGGGUCCAAGGUGAAAGGCGAAGGUGACCCCACGAGAGAGGGAAUCUGCUACUUCUACCCCGAGGAGACCUCUUUAGACCAUCAGGAGCUGCUCUGCGGUCAGCUGGCCGGCGUCGGACGCUGCGUCUCUGAUCUCUCGGCGUCUCCUGUGCGGGUGCUGAGGCUGCGCCGCAACAAGUUUGCCAUCCGCGUGAAGGGUGACUUCCUGUGGGCCCUGGGCUGCUCGGUGGACGUCCCCACCGUCAGUGCGUGUCAGCUCCUGGAUCAGCUCAUAAACCUCUUCUGUUUCUACAACGGCUCCGUCCGGCAGAGCUACCAGCUUCACAGUCGGGAGGCUUUAGCCGCUCGGUGGGCUCAGUACCUGUCACACCUGCAGUCGGCCUCCUCAGAGCUUCAACACGUCUUCAGCUGCUUGAGGACCAUUGACUCCACUAAUGUUGACCCACUUCUGCUGCUCAAAGCCUCCCUCAUCCUGCAGGCCUGCCAGCGCUGCCCCCUGGUGUCAGCAGGCUGCAUUCUGUUCAGGGGAAGGGUGGUCAGCACUCAGAUGCAUCCGGAGCUCACGAUGAAGGUGAUGGUUCACGAGAGUGAAACGUACACAAAGGCCCAGAGGCCCAGUGGACAGGACACGUCCGGCCCAUUUGGGGGCGCUGUCACCUCCACUACUGUGUUCCUCACCGUGAGUGAAGUUCAGGACCUGCAGUCUGCCCCCGUCGACAAAGAUUUCAGCUCCCGUUCCACCCCGCACAGAGACACUCCCCCGUCAAAGACCCGCCUGUCGAGGACCUUAUCUGACGUGCCCUCCUCUGACUCAGAGCCUUCUGGUCCAGGCUCCCCUCGGGCUCCGCAGAAGGUGUCCUUCGGCCCUCACCUGUCAGACAGCUCGGUGUUUAGCCCGGGUCCAACGCAGGGCGCCGUCGAUCCACUGGACCCCCCGACGCUGUCGCCGGAGCCUCCUUUAUCAAACGGAAAACACAAAGCCGAGCAGGAGGAAUCAGUGGAGUAUUUUCACAGCUUUCACAGCAGCGGAGGGGAAGACGAGCAGAUACACGACGAAGGAGACGUGUUUGAAGAAAACUCCCGUCCGAAUGGCGCUGGAGGAGACGCCGCUUAUGAGACUGAGUUUGACUUCAGAGCGGCUGACGAAUCGCACGACAGGAAGGUUUUGGAGGACGCGCAGACACAAGCUCCUCCUCCUCCUCCUCCGUCCGUCUCCGGGGUUUCUGACAGCCCGGAGGAGAGUCCACUGAUCCCCAUGAGCCUGUACCUGCACCGGGUCAAAGGCCUGGUGCUGGCUCUGCUGGUGGAGCCUCACUUCCUGAGUGACACAGCUUCUAUGGAGGAAGUGUAUCACAGCAGCCUGGCGUCACUCAACGGACUGGAGGCCCAUCUGAGGACAGUCUCCCCGGGGGUCCAGGCCGCUCCAGGACCCUACGUCUUCGCCCAUUUCGACUGCGUUCAGAGCACCCUGACAUCCAACCUGUCUGGUGGACCAGGGGGAGCCCCAGAGCGGCCCUUUGUCACAGCCACAUCACUUCUUCACUCGCAUUUCAGCAACACUGAGACUCUGCAGGAGGCUAUUAUCAGGAGUGCUGGUUCUGCUGUGUAUGGGACCCGCAGCCCGGCUCAGGAGACGUACUUCCAGCAGCACGGGGGCUCGCUGAGGAACUCGGGCGUCCCCAACCACCAGGACAGCGCGUUCUCGCUGCCCAGCAAGACCCGCCACAGGCUGCUGAAGCACGGCGUCAACCUGCUGUGACGGCGCCCCUCGGUGUUCAGGAGGACUUGGAGGCGUCCUGCUGUGAGUGAGCCGAACUCGGGAAACGUGAGACUGUGACUCGAAGCUGCUGUGCUUUUCUUAUUGUCGGACUUUGCGGCGAAUGUUUGUUUCCGGAGCUCCGCUUGUGUGUUUGUGUUUGUGUGUUUGCUUUCAGAGCUGAUUAUUCAGAUUAAAAGUGAAACUCUUAGAAGAACCAGAACCAAAUUUAGAAGAGCCAGCGAUGGAGGGUGACUAAAUACAUGUACAACUGUGAGGUACUUGUACUGUCUCCAUUUCAGGAUACUUCAUACUUCCACUCCCCUGCAUUUUGUGGCUAAAAUGGUACUUUUUACUACAUUUGUGUGCUAACUUUAGAGGCUCUGCAGACUCGACUGAUGUUUAAGCAGUCACAUCAUGUUGUGGGGAUUUUAAAAUGAUUUUAUUGGCAAUCAGACAAAAAGAGAACAGACACUGAUAAUCAGAAGAAUGUUGAACAUCAGCUCUGAAAAUGAUUCCUUUGGUUUUAAUGUGCUCACAGAUGUUUUCCAUCACAUGCAGUGAAUGUAAUGAUUCCUCUUGUGUUUAUUAUAUUAACAGAUAAAAUCUUGAAAAAUGCUGA